UCAGAAGUGGGAUUUACCAGAAUCCAAGUUGAAUUUUGAUGGAAAMYAGAAGUAAAUCAMAGAAGGAAGACCCUGCAAUGGAGAACCCCAGUUUGAUUGCACUGCUCAUGCAGAUGAAAGACGAAAUGARCAACAACAGUAGGAAAAKGAUGGACGAAAUGAGCGACAACAGYAGGAAAUUGGACGAAAAAAUGGACAAAAUGAAKGACAMAUACAAAGAGAUGCUGAAUAAAAUGGACGACCUGAAAACAACCGUUGAAGGCAAACUAAAGAACAUCGAGGAAGUGACUGAUGAUGUGGAAAACACUGAAAUCGUGGACGUUCCUGCAGUAGUGGACGAGCCAGAAUAUAAAAAUCCAGCAGUUCAAGAGCCGAAAGUUGACCGAGAAGAUGGUAUUGUCGAGAUCACGAAUGAACAAUUUGAUAAUGUCCACCGCAGUUGUGGACGAAACGUCAGGAAGAAAUUCCCAUGGAAGGAUUAUCAAAACAUGGAACAUUAUCAAAGGCGAUGAGGCAGUGGGCGAAGU
Dendroctonus ponderosae (mountain pine beetle) is the source of this 527-nucleotide messenger RNA. RefSeq lists its product as uncharacterized. NCBI's taxonomy places the organism in Eukaryota, Metazoa, Arthropoda, Insecta, Coleoptera, Curculionidae. The record is from RefSeq and is a predicted model, not a curated record. The transcript has 2 exons. The coding region runs from base 39 to 512 and encodes 157 amino acids.